GGACUCGUUCCUGCCGCAGUAGGAACCCAGGUCCAGGUGAAGAUUCCUUAUCCAAACACUGAGGAUAAUUGAAGACAUCCAUAUACUCUCUGUAGUUCAAAGAUGGCGCAAGAUCAACAUUUAGAUAAGUCGGCAAAGACCCAAUCUUCAGGAGAAAAGAAAUCUAAGUGCUGCGAUGGAUUCAAGAUGUUUUUGGUAGCCCUGUGCCUGAGCUAUAUUUGCAAGGCCCUGGGCGGAGUGGUGAUGAAAAGUUCCAUUAUUCAAAUAGAAAGGAGAUUUGAAAUAUCCUCUUCUGUUGUUGGAUUAAUUGAUGGAAGCUUUGAAAUGGGAAACUUGCUAGUGAUUGUAUUUGUAAGUUACUUUGGAUCCAAACUGCACAGGCCAAAGAUAAUUGGAAUCGGUUGUUUCAUCAUGGGAAUUGGAAGUAUUCUUACUGCUUUACCACAUUUCUUGAUGGGAUAUUACAGGUAUUCCAAAGACUUCUCUACUAAUACAUCAAGCAACUUAACGUCAAGUUUAACGGUCUGUGUCCCUGACCAAGAUGUGUUACUUAAUAGAACCUCAAGUACCAUGGUAGGAAAAGGUCAUGAAAAGGAAUCUGGGUCAUACAUGUGGGUAUUUGUUCUACUGGGCAACAUGCUUCGAGGAAUUGGAGAAACCCCCAUAGGACCUUUGGGGAUUUCUUACAUGGAUGAUUUUGCUCAAGAAGGACAGUCUUCUUUUUAUUUAGGUAUUUUGAAUGGAGUUGCAAUGAUUGGUCCUAUUAUUGGCUUUUUGAUGGGAUCUCUGUUUUUUAGAAUAUAUGUGGAUGUUGGAUAUGUAGAUCUGAGCACGAUAAGAAUAACUCCCAAGGACUCUCGUUGGGUUGGCGCUUGGUGGCUUGGUUUCCUUGUGUCGGGAAUGUUGUCUAUCAUUUCUUCCAUACCGUUCUUUUUCCUGCCCAAAAGUCUGCAUAAGCAGCAAGAAAGAAAAACUUCACUAUCUUUGCAUCAACUCAAAACAAGCGAGGAAAAGCAUCAAACAGCCGAUUCAAUAAACAGCUCUCAAGAAAAUGUUACUGCAGAUCUGGCUGAUUUUUUCCAGUCCUUGAAAAGCAUCCUGACAAAUCCUCUUUAUGUUUUAUUAUUGUUGUCCACAUUGCUACAUGUGAGCGCUUUUAUUGGCAUUGUUACUUACGUGAUUAAAUUCUUAGAACAACAAUAUGGUCAAUCAGCAUCUGAAGCAAACACUGUGAUUGGAGCCAUAAGCUUACCAACUGUUGCAGCUGGGAUUUUUCUAGGAGGAUAUAUCAUUAAAAGAUUCAAAUUUACCUUGCUUGGAAGCGCCAAAUUUGCAUUUUUUACCACCAGUGUAGCCUUCAUAUUCUACCUAUCAAACUUUGCACUGAUCUGUGAAAAAAAAUCAAUUGCUGGUCUCACCUUGACCUAUGAUGGAAAUAAUCCAGUGGCUUCUCAUAUAAAUGUACCACUUUCUUAUUGCAACUCAGACUGCAAUUGCGAUGAAAGUCAGUGGGAACCGUUAUGUGGGAACAAUGGAAUAACGUAUAUCUCACCUUGUCUGGCAGGAUGUAAGUCUUCAAGUGGCAAUGCAAAGUGGACAGUACUUCAUAACUGUAGUUGUAUAGAAGAAGAUGGUUUUAAAAAUAGGAAUACCUCGGCACGUUUGGGAGAAUGUCCACGAGAUUAUCAGUGUAAAAGAAAAUUUUAUUUCUAUAUAGCAGUUCAAUGUUUGGUCCACUUUUUCUCUUCAUUGGGACACAUCUCAAUGCUCAUGAUGAUUUUUAAAAAUGUUCAGCCUGAAUUGAAGUCUCUGGCAGUGGGUUUCCAAUCGCUCAUUGUAAGAGUGCUAGGAGGGAUUCCAGCGCCCAUAUACUAUGGGAUUCUGAUUGAUAAGUCUUGUUUGAAGUGGUCUAUCAAUCAUCAGGGGAAGCAGGGAACUUGCAGGAUCUAUAACUCUACAGUUAAUGGAUAUUCCUUCCUGGGAUUGACUGCGAUCUUAAAAUUCUUAGCACUUAUUUUCUAUUUUCUAUUCAUUUCUGCCAUGAAGAAAAAAUAUAAAGGAGAAGGGGCCAAGGGAUUAGAAAAUGGGAAGAAAGUCAUAAAUGAAGCAAACUUGGAUUCCUUAGAAAAGGAUGGACAUUUGCUUCCUGCCCUCAAAGCAGACCAGGAGACGAAUAUGUAAGGGAGGAAAUGAACCUCCAUCUCUCUCUUCCAGCCCCAUUUUCGUAAUUCGGUAGGAUGUUAGUGUAUGAGCAAUUCUGAAUCCUUCAGAAAACCGAACUACUUCUAGAUACAGAGUAAUAAAACAAAUUGAUGAAAAGUAAGUGACCACUCAUUGUUAGAGGCUGCCUCUACAUUUGUGGCUAAAAGUAAACUAUAUGAUUCAUAUAAAUUUAAGGUGAGCGUCAUAGACAGCAUGAAGUAAAAGGAAAAAGUUGUUGCUUAACUAUUAAAACUCUUUAAAAAAAUAGUGGCUAGAAAACAGAGGUGAAGAGAGAAGUGAAAGCAGUAGCCUAAAUAAGGAGUUAUGACUGAUACAUAUUUUUUCAACCAGCUUGAAAAAACCUGAAAGCAGCUUGAUGAAGAAUGUAUGCUAUAGCAACUCUUACUGUUCGUGCUUUUUCGGGUAUUUCACAGACACAAUAAAUUUAUAACUAAAAUUGUGGUUGGCAGCAUCCCCUGGUUUAUCUUCAUCCCAUCCGCUAUUUUCAAACUAGGCCAAGAGAGGUAGCACAGCAGGUAAGGUACUUGCCUUGCAUGCCGUCAGCCCGGGCUUGAUCCCUGGCCUGCAGAUUGUGGGCUUCCUGAGCACUGCCACAAGUGACUCCUGAGCACAGGAGCUGGUUUGGGGGGACAGCUGCAUAUGGCCCAAUAACUAAAACUAAAAUAAAAUAAUAAAAUAUUGCUGAAAAAUACAAAUAACUGAAAAAUUGCAAGCUAUAACUAUGAAGCGAUAUACUUCAUACAUAUUUUUUGAUAGACUUGUGGGAAUGGAUUAAGAAAGAAUUCUGAAAUGAAGUUUUUUAAAAUAUGUAAAUUUUAUGUAUCUGAACAAGGAUUAAUAUACAAGAACUGACCAAGAGCUCAUAUUUGCCAGUCAAGAAUUCACAGAAAUGUAAAAUAAUGUCAAAAGGAAGACAGGGAAGUAGGAGAAGAACAAGGUUUUACCAAGGAAAAUACACCGGUAGCAACAGACAUAUGCCAAAUACUCAUCACUGAUAACCAGGGAGCAGCUUAUCAAAAUAACAAGGAGCUCUCACCUCUCACUUAUAAGACUAGUCUGUAUCAAAGCAACUAAAACAAUCAGUGUCAUUAACUAUUGGUAAGUGAUAAUGUAAAUACAUCUAGCUUCUAUGGAAAACAGCAGAGAAAUUUCUCAAAAAAUUAAAAAUGGGGCUACCAUAUGAUCCCACAAUACUACUCAUGGAUAACUAUCCAAAGAACACAAAACCACUCAUUUAAAAAAGAUAUGUGCAUACCUACUUUUGUUCAGGUGUUGUUUAAACACACAAAGAAAUACUAAUCAGCUCCUAGAAAAGAUAAAAAUAUGCGCUUGGCUAUAACAUGGGAAAAACUGGAGGGGCCCAUGCUAGGUGAAAUAAGUCAGAAGGAUCCGAAGGAGAAAGACAAAUAAGAUCUCACUCAGAUGUGGUAAAUGAAGCAAGGAAGGAGAUAGUAUCCUAUGAAAACAAGAGUCCAGACUGUGAUCACAGAACUGAGGUGACCAAGCUCUGUGGGAGGCCCCUAGUGGACAGGGCAGGUCCUAGGGUGAGUGGUGGAGAGAUAUUGGCACUUUGUCAUGGACAUGAGCGAGUGGUAAAACCAUGCGCAUUCUUGUCAAUGUGUGUUCUUGUAAAACAAUGUUACCUCAAUUAAAAACUUAAUUGAAAAGAAAAUAAAAGAUGUCUCUUGUUAUUGAAUGUAAUCAAAGUAGAGAGAGAGUAAGGUGGAAAUCGUCUGCCACACAGGUAGAGGGAGGGUGUGGGAUGGGGGGAUACUGGGGUUUUGGGUGGUGGAAAAUGUGCACUGGUGAAGGGUCGGAUGUUUCAUCAUUGUGUGACGGAGACUUAAACCAAAAACUUUGUAACUGCUCUCGCGGUGUUUCAAUAAGAUAAUAAUAAUAACCAUUAUUGUUACUAAUAUUUUAUUAUUAAAUUAUUGAUAAGUAUUAAUAACUAUUAUUAUUACUGUUAUAAAAAGAUGCCUCUUCUGUUUGUUUGUCUGCUCUCUUGAGACUGGUCAUGUCAACA
Molecule: messenger RNA, 4249 nt
Organism: Sorex araneus (European shrew)
Lineage: Eukaryota; Metazoa; Chordata; Mammalia; Eulipotyphla; Soricidae
Product: solute carrier organic anion transporter family member 1B3
Exons: 15
Coding region: 103-2181 (692 amino acids)
Biological process (GO): transmembrane transport; sodium-independent organic anion transport
Cellular component (GO): membrane
Molecular function (GO): protein binding
Source: RefSeq, a predicted model, not a curated record